Molecule: messenger RNA, 6216 nt
Organism: Marmota flaviventris (yellow-bellied marmot)
Lineage: Eukaryota; Metazoa; Chordata; Mammalia; Rodentia; Sciuridae
Source: RefSeq, a predicted model, not a curated record
GUCGAGGCGCGGCGCGGCGCGGCGCAAGCUGCUCCAGGCCCAGGUGAAUGGAGUAACCUGACAGCGGCGACGAGGCGACGGCGAGCGGCAGGAAAUGGCGGCGGCGGCGGCGGCGCCGGGCGGCACCGGGAGGCCUGGGCUGUGACGCGCGCGCCGGAGCGGGGUCCGAUGGUUCUGGAAGGCCCGCGGCGCCCCGUGCUGCAGUAAGCUGUGCUAGGACAAAAAUGCAAUGAAAGAAACACUGGAUGAAUGAAAAGCCCUGCUUUGCAACCCCUCAGCAUGGCAGGCCUGCAGCUCAUGACCCCUGCUUCCUCACCAAUGGGUCCUUUCUUUGGACUGCCAUGGCAACAAGAAGCAAUUCAUGAUAACAUUUAUACGCCAAGAAAAUAUCAGGUUGAACUGCUUGAGGCAGCUCUGGAUCAUAAUACCAUCGUCUGUUUGAACACUGGCUCAGGGAAGACAUUUAUUGCAGUACUACUCACUAAAGAGCUGUCCUAUCAGAUCAGGGGAGACUUCAACAGAAAUGGAAAAAGGACCGUAUUCUUGGUCAACUCUGCAAACCAGGUUGCUCAACAAGUAUCAGCUGUCAGAACUCAUUCCGAUCUCAAGGUUGGGGAAUACUCAAACCUAGAAGUAAAUGCGUCUUGGACAAAAGAGAGAUGGAACCAAGAGUUUACUAAGCACCAGGUUCUCAUUAUGACUUGCUAUGUCGCCUUGAAUGUUUUGAAAAAUGGCUUCUUAUCACUGUCGGACAUUAACUUGUUGGUGUUUGAUGAGUGUCAUCUUGCCAUUCUGGAUCACCCCUAUCGAGAAAUUAUGAAGCUCUGUGAAAAUUGUCCAUCAUGUCCUCGAAUUUUGGGACUAACUGCUUCCAUUUUAAAUGGGAAAUGUGAUCCAGAGGAAUUAGAAGAAAAGAUUCAGAAACUGGAGAAAAUCCUUAAGAGUAAUGCUGAAACUGCCACUGACCUGGUGGUCUUAGACAGGUAUACUUCUCAGCCAUGUGAGAUUGUGGUAGAUUGUGGACCAUUUAUUGACAGAAGUGGGCUUUAUGAAAGACUGCUGAUGGAAUUAGAGGAAGCACUUAAUUUUAUCAAUGACUGUAAUAUAUCUGUACAUUCAAAAGAAAGAGAUUCUACUUUAAUUUCUAAACAGAUUCUGUCAGACUGUCGUGCAGUAUUGGUAGUUCUGGGACCCUGGUGUGCAGAUAAAGUAGCUGGCAUGAUGGUGAGGGAACUUCAGAAGUACAUCAAACAUGAGCAAGAGGAGCUGCACAGGAAGUUCCUAUUGUUUACAGACACUUUUCUGAGGAAAAUCCAUGCACUGUGUGAAGAGCACUUCUCACCUGCCUCGCUUGACCUGAGAUUUGUGACUCCUAAAGUAAUAAAACUGCUCGAAAUCUUGCGCAAAUAUAAACCAUAUGAGCGGCAGCAGUUUGAAAGUGUCGAGUGGUACAACAACAGGAACCAGGACAAUUAUGUGUCUUGGAGUGAUUCUGAGGAUGAGGAUGAGGAUGAAGAAAUUGAAGAAAAAGAGAAGCCAGAGACAAAUUUUCCUUCUCCAUUUACCAAUAUUUUAUGUGGAAUUAUUUUUGUGGAAAGAAGAUACACAGCAGUUGUCCUAAACAGAUUGAUAAAGGAAGCUGGCAAACAGGAUCCAGAGCUGGCUUAUAUCAGCAGCAACUUUAUAACUGGACAUGGCAUUGGAAAGAAUCAGCCUCGAAACAAACAGAUGGAAGCAGAGUUCAGAAAACAGGAAGAGGUACUUAGGAAAUUUCGAGCACAUGAGACAAACCUGCUUAUUGCAACAAGUAUUGUAGAAGAGGGUGUUGAUAUUCCAAAAUGCAACUUGGUGGUUCGUUUUGAUUUGCCCACAGAGUAUCGAUCCUAUGUUCAAUCUAAAGGAAGAGCAAGGGCACCGAUCUCUAAUUACAUUAUGUUAGCAGAUACAGACAAAAGAAAAAGUUUUGAAGAAGACCUGAAAACCUACAAAGCAAUUGAAAAGAUUUUGAGAAACAAAUGUUCCAAGUCUGUUGAUACUGGUGAGGCUGACGUUGAUCCUGUUGUGGAUGAUGACGACGUUUUCCCACCGUAUGUGUUGAGGCCUGAUGAUGGGGGUCCCCGGGUAACAAUCAACACAGCCAUUGGACACAUCAAUAGAUACUGUGCUAGAUUACCAAGUGAUCCGUUUACUCAUCUAGCUCCCAAAUGUAGAACCCGAGAGUUGCCUGAUGGUACAUUUUAUUCAACUCUUUACCUGCCAAUCAACUCACCUCUUCGAGCCUCCAUUGUUGGCCCACCAAUGAGCUGUGUGCGAUUGGCUGAAAGAGUCGUAGCUCUCAUUUGCUGUGAAAAACUGCACAAAAUUGGUGAACUGGAUGAACAUUUGAUGCCAGUUGGAAAAGAAACUGUUAAAUAUGAGGAAGAGCUUGAUUUACACGAUGAAGAAGAAACCAGUGUUCCAGGAAGACCAGGUUCCACAAAACGAAGGCAGUGCUACCCAAAAGCAAUUCCAGAGUGUUUAAGGGAUAGUUAUCCCAAACCCGAGCAGCCCUGUUACCUGUAUGUGAUAGGAAUGGUCUUAACUACUCCGUUACCUGAUGAACUUAACUUCAGAAGGCGGAAGCUCUAUCCCCCCGAAGACACCACACGAUGCUUUGGGAUACUGACAGCCAAACCCAUACCUCAGAUUCCACACUUUCCUGUGUACACACGCUCUGGAGAGGUCACCAUAUCCAUUGAGUUGAAGAAGUCUGGAUUCACGUUGUCUCUGCAGAUGCUCGAGUUGAUUACAAGGCUUCACCAGUAUAUAUUUUCACAUAUUCUUCGGCUUGAAAAACCUGCACUAGAAUUUAAACCUACAGACGCUGAUUCAGCAUACUGUGUUCUACCUCUUAACGUUGUUAAUGACUCCAGCACUUUGGACAUUGAUUUUAAAUUCAUGGAAGAUAUUGAGAAAUCUGAAGCGCGCAUAGGCAUUCCCAGCACAAAGUAUUCAAAAGAAACUCCCUUUGUUUUUAAAUUAGAAGAUUAUCAAGAUGCAGUUAUCAUUCCAAGAUACCGCAAUUUUGAUCAGCCUCAUCGAUUUUACGUAGCUGAUGUGUACACUGAUCUUACCCCACUCAGUAAAUUUCCUUCCCCUGAGUAUGAAACUUUUGCAGAAUAUUAUAAAACGAAGUAUAACCUUGACCUGACCAAUCUCAACCAGCCACUGCUGGAUGUGGACCACACAUCUUCCAGACUUAAUCUUCUGACACCUCGACAUUUGAAUCAGAAGGGGAAAGCUCUUCCUCUCAGCAGUGCUGAGAAGAGAAAAGCCAAGUGGGAGAGUCUGCAGAAUAAACAGAUACUGGUUCCAGAACUCUGUGCUAUACAUCCAAUUCCAGCAUCGCUGUGGAGAAAAGCAGUCUGUCUCCCCAGUAUACUUUAUCGCCUUCACUGCCUUUUGACUGCAGAGGAGCUAAGAGCCCAGACAGCCAGUGAUGCUGGCGUGGGAGUCCGAUCACUUCCUGCGGAUUUUAGAUACCCUAAUUUAGACUUCGGGUGGAAAAAAUCUAUUGACAGCAAAUCUUUCAUCUCAAUUUCUAACUCCUCUACGGCUGAAAAUGAUAAUUACUGUAAGCACAGCACAAUUGUAGUCCCUGAAAAUGCUGCACAUCCAGGUGCUAAUAGAACCUCCUUAGAAAACCACGACCAAAUGUCUGUGAACUGUAGAGCAUUACUCAGCGAGUCGCCGAGUAAGCUUCAGAUUGAGGUUUCAACAGAUCUGACAGCAGUUAAUGGUCUUUCUUACAAUAAAAACCUUGCCAAUGGCAGUUACGACUUAGCUAACAGAGACUUUUGCCAAGGAAAUCAGCUGAAUUACUACAAGCAGGAAAUACCUGUACAACCAACUACCUCAUAUCCCAUUCAGAAUUUAUACAAUUAUGAGAACCAGCCCAAGCCCAGCGAUGAAUGUACUCUACUGAGUAAUAAAUACCUUGAUGGAAAUGCUAACAAAUCUACCUCAGAAGGAAAUCCCGUGAUUGCCGCGAUGCCCGGUACGACAGACACCGUUCGAGCGCUUAUGGACAGGAGGGGUGCUGAGCAGAGCCCUUCUGUUGGGUACUCCUCGAGGACUCUUGGCCCCAAUCCUGGACUCAUUCUUCAGGCUCUAACUUUGUCAAAUGCCAGUGAUGGGUUUAACCUGGAGCGGCUUGAAAUGCUUGGCGACUCCUUUCUAAAGCACGCCAUCACCACGUAUCUGUUUUGCACUUACCCUGAUGCUCACGAGGGCCGCCUUUCGUACAUGAGAAGCAAAAAGGUCAGCAACUGUAAUCUCUAUCGCCUUGGCAAAAAGAAGGGACUGCCCAGCCGCAUGGUGGUGUCUAUAUUUGAUCCCCCUGUGAAUUGGCUUCCUCCUGGUUAUGUGGUAAAUCAAGACAAAAGUAACACAGAUAAAUGGGAAAAGGAUGAAAUGACAAAAGACUGCAUGUUGGCUAAUGGCAAACUGGACGAUGACUCGGAGGAGGAGGAGGAAGAGGAGGAGGAGGAGGAGGAGGAGGAGGAGGAGGAGGACCUGAUGUGGAGGGCUCCGAAGGAGGAAGCCGAGUAUGAAGACGAUUUCCUGGAGUAUGAUCAGGAGCAUAUCAAGUUCAUAGAUAACAUGCUGAUGGGCUCAGGAGCUUUUGUAAAGAAGAUUUCUCUUUCUCCUUUCUCAACCACUGAUUCUGCAUAUGAGUGGAAAAUGCCCAAAAAGUCCUCGUUAGGUAGCAUGCCAUUUUCAUCAGACUUUGAGGACUUUGACUACAGCUCUUGGGAUGCCAUGUGCUAUCUGGAUCCUAGCAAAGCUGUUGAGGAGGAUGACUUUGUGGUGGGGUUCUGGAAUCCGUCAGAAGAAAACUGUGGCGUCGACACAGGAAAGCAGUCCAUUUCCUACGACCUGCACACAGAGCAGUGCAUUGCCGACAAGAGCAUAGCUGACUGCGUGGAAGCCCUGCUGGGCUGCUACCUGACCAGCUGCGGCGAGCGGGCUGCUCAGCUGUUCCUCUGCUCGCUCGGCCUGAAGGUGCUCCCGGUGAUUAAGAGGACUGCUCGGGAAAAGGGCCUGUGCCCUGCCCGGGAGAAUUUCAGCAGCCAACAAAAGAACCUUUCAGGGAGCUGCGCUGCGGCCAGCCCUCGGCCCUCGGCGUGGAGGGACUUGGAGUACGGCUGUCUGAAGAUCCCCCCAAGGUGUAUGUUUGACCAUCCAGAUGCAGACAAAACCCUGAAUCACCUGAUAUCAGGGUUCGAAAAUUUUGAGAAGAAAAUCAACUACAGAUUCAAGAAUAAAGCUUACCUUCUGCAGGCCUUCACGCAUGCCUCCUACCACUACAACACUAUCACUGAUUGUUACCAGCGCUUAGAAUUCCUGGGAGAUGCAAUUUUGGACUACCUCAUAACCAAGCACCUUUACGAAGACCCACGGCAGCACUCCCCAGGGGUCCUGACCGACCUGCGCUCUGCUCUGGUCAACAACACCAUCUUUGCGUCACUGGCUGUGAAGUAUGACUACCACAAGUACUUUAAAGCUGUUUCUCCCGAGCUCUUCCAUGUCAUUGACGACUUUGUGCAGUUUCAGCUUGAGAAGAACGAGAUGCAAGGGAUGGACUCUGAGCUUAGGAGAUCAGAGGAGGAUGAAGAAAAAGAGGAGGAUAUUGAAGUUCCAAAGGCCAUGGGGGAUAUUUUUGAGUCACUUGCUGGUGCCAUCUAUAUGGAUAGUGGAAUGUCGCUGGAGAUGGUGUGGCAGGUGUACUAUCCUAUGAUGCGACCACUAAUAGAAAAGUUUUCUGCAAAUGUGCCCCGUUCCCCUGUGCGAGAACUGCUUGAAAUGGAACCAGAAACUGCCAAAUUUAGCCCGGCUGAGAGAACUUACGAUGGGAAGGUCAGAGUCACUGUGGAAGUAGUAGGAAAGGGGAAAUUCAAAGGUGUUGGCCGAAGUUACAGGAUUGCCAAAUCUGCAGCAGCAAGAAGAGCCCUCCGAAGCCUCAAAGCAAAUCAACCUCAGGUUCCCAACAGCUGAAGCCCCUUUUUAAACUUAAAGACAACAACAACAACAAAAUAAAAUAAAAUAACAGAAUUAAGGGGAAAAUAUUUAAAUCAAAAAGAAUGAUUUAAGUUGGUAUUGAGCAGAAUGAAUGGAAGGCAGAAUUUAAAGUUUGAUAACAAGAUAGAUAACAGAAUAAAACAUUUAACAUAUGUA